AGAGUGAGAAUGAGAAAGUGAGCUAGAGAGAGUCUGAGAGUUGGGGAAGAUGAUGGGCUCUCUGAGUUUUCUUCACACAUCUGUUCUUGGGUCUUUACCACCUUCUUCUUCAAGCAAGAUAUUGAGAAAUAACCGACACCUUGCCAAGCAACAACGAAUUGGAGUGGCCUGUGGAUCUCAAAAAUUGCUUGAGCACCCAACCUUCCUUUUUCCAUCAAGAAUUUCAAUAUACAGGAGGGUGCAGCACAGUUCCUCGAUCUCAGCUCUUGUAACAGAUGAGAGUGCAACAAUGACACCCUCUGAGGAAGAUGCAGACAAUGUUGGUAUCCUGGGGAUUGAUCCAGGCUUGGAACCUUAUAAAGAUCACUUUGCAUGUAGAGUAAGGAGAUACAUUGAUCAGAAAGCCCUUCUUGAGAAAUAUGAAGGAGGUCUCGAGGAAUUUGCUCUAGGUUAUUUGAAAUUCGGAUUUAACAGAGAAGAAGGUGGCAUUGUGUACCGUGAAUGGGCGCCUGCUGCUCAAGAAGCACAACUUGUUGGGGACUUCAACGAAUGGAAUGGUGCUAACCACGAAAUGGAAAAGAAUCAAUUUGGUGUCUGGAGUAUCAGAGUUCCUGAUUCUGGUGGAAAUCCAACCAUUCCUCACAAUUCAAGAGUCAAGUUCCGAUUCAAGUAUGGUGAUGGAGUUUGGGUUGAUCGCAUCCCUGCUUGGAUUAAAUAUGCCACUUUCGACCCGACAAGAUUUGGAGCACCGUAUGAUGGUGUAUACUGGGACCCUCCUCCUUCAGAAAGGUAUCAGUUUAAGUAUCCCCGUCCUCCAAAAUCCAAGGCCCCGCGAAUAUAUGAAGCUCACGUCGGAAUGAGUAGCUCAGAUCCCCGCAUUAAUUCAUACAGAGAAUUUGCUGAUGAAGUUUUGCCUCGUAUUCAAGCAAAUAACUAUAACACAGUCCAGUUGAUGGCUGUGAUGGAGCAUUCCUAUUACGGAUCAUUCGGGUAUCAUGUUACGAACUUCUUUGCUGUAAGCAGUAGAUCCGGGACCCCAGAGGACUUGAAAUAUUUAGUUGAUAAGGCCCAUAGCUUAGGUCUGCGGGUUUUGAUGGAUAUUGUUCACAGCCAUGCAAGCAACAAUGUGACUGAUGGCCUCAAUGGCUUUGAUAUUGGCCAAAGCUCACAAGAUUCCUACUUCCACAAUGGAGAUCAAGGUUACCAUAAGUUAUGGGAUAGCAAACUCUUUAACUAUGCUAAUUGGGAAGUUCUCCGCUUCCUUUUAUCCAACUUAAGUUGGUGGCUUGAAGAGUUUAAAUUUGAUGGCUUUCGAUUCGAUGGGGUUACUUCGAUGUUGUAUCAUCACCAUGGAAUUAACAUGGCAUUUACGGGAAAUUAUAAUGAGUAUUUUAGUGAAGCAACCGAUAUUGAUGCUGUUGUUUAUCUGAUGCUGGCAAAUUCUCUGAUUCAUAACAUCUUGCCCGAUGCGACUGUCAUUGCUGAAGAUGUUUCUGGUAUGCCUGGACUUGGUCGGCUUGUCUCUGAGGGUGGAAUUGGUUUUGAUUACCGCCUGGCAAUGGCCAUUCCUGACAAGUGGAUUGAUUACUUGAAGAACAAAACAGAUGAAGAAUGGUCGGUGAAGGAAAUUUCCUGGACUUUGACGAAUAGGAGAUACACUGAGAAGUGUAUAGCUUAUGCUGAAUGCCAUGAUCAGGCCAUUGUAGGUGACAAAACAAUUGCAUUUCUUCUAAUGGAUACAGAAAUGUAUUCUGGCAUGUCUAGCUUAACAGAUGCUUCUCCUACUGUUGAGCGAGGGCUUGCACUUCACAAGAUGAUACAUUUUAUAACUAUGGCAUUAGGAGGUGAUGGAUACCUCAACUUCAUGGGGAAUGAGUUUGGCCAUCCUGAGUGGAUUGACUUCCCAAGAGAAGGAAAUGAGUGGAGCUAUGAAAAAUGCAGACGCCAAUGGAACCUGGUGGAUACAGACCACUUGAGAUACAAGUUCAUGAAUGCGUUUGACACAGCUAUGAAUUUACUUGACGAGAAAUUUUCAUUCCUAGCAUCGACUAAACAGAUUGUAAGCAGCACAAAUGAAGAAGACAAGGUUAUUGUCUUUGAGCGUGGAGAUCUGGUUUUCGUGUUUAAUUUUCAUCCGGACAAUACAUAUGAUGGGUAUAAAGUUGGGUGUGACUUACCUGGGAAGUAUAGAGUUGCACUAGAUAGCGAUGCUCGGGAAUUUGGUGGACAUGGAAGAGUGAGCCAUGAUGUUGACCACUUCACAUCCCCUGAAGGGAUCCCAGGAGUUCCUGAAACAAAUUUUAAUAAUCGACCCAAUUCCUUCAAAAUACUCUCACCACCUCGCACGUGUGUGGUUUAUCAUAGAGUGGAAGAAGGUGUAGAAGAAGGCAGCGCUAGUGAUUUGACUCGUGUGACUGAGACAUUAGCAGCAGCAGACAUAGGGCCUGGGCAGGACAAUUUUGAAGAAUCGGGUUUUGUAGAGAAUGGUGAUGCCAGCCCAAGCAGGGGAAAAGAUUCAGAGGUAGAAGAGACCAACAAAACAACAGAUGUUGAAGCAGAAGGGACGGUGGAAGGAGCCUCAUAUGACUAAAUGGCGGUUCAUUUGUCAUAGUUACAGUUCCUGAGAGGUGAUAGACAUGUGAAUAAAUAAAGAGGCUAGACAUGUGAAUAAAUAAAGAGGCUUUCAUUUAGGCUGUGUAUACUUUAUGUAGAUGAAUGUAUGGCCUACAUGUAUAUAUGAGAAGAAAGACUAUGCCUGAUGUAAUAUAGUCAUCAUAAAUGGGAAUAUAGUCUCUUGCUUUGAUUGGAGUA
Corylus avellana is the source of this 2811-nucleotide messenger RNA. Its product is annotated as 1,4-alpha-glucan-branching enzyme 1, chloroplastic/amyloplastic. Gene Ontology annotation, molecular function: cation binding; 1,4-alpha-glucan branching enzyme activity; hydrolase activity, hydrolyzing O-glycosyl compounds. NCBI's taxonomy places the organism in Eukaryota, Viridiplantae, Streptophyta, Magnoliopsida, Fagales, Betulaceae. Gene Ontology annotation, cellular component: cytoplasm. The record is from RefSeq and is a predicted model, not a curated record. Gene Ontology annotation, biological process: glycogen biosynthetic process.